AAUGCAUCCGUAGAUCACAAGACCCCUAGAAGUGGAUCCAGGGAACACGUUAAGCUGAGAAACGGAUCUGUGGAUCACAAGAUGGACGGAAACAAACCUCUGGAUCACCUAAUACCAAAUAAUUGCUCACUGGAUCACGGGAAGCUCCAAACAAAAAUCGGAUCAUCGGAUCACAAGACGCUGAAAAGUAGCUUUACGGAUCACCCGAGGGUGACAACCGGAUUCACGAGUUAUGGGGUGUCAGAGAAAGCAUCAAUGGAUCAACUGACUAUGGACAACGGAUCGGUGAAUGACCUGAGGAUCGAGAAUGGACUGAUCGUAACUGACAAAUCCGUCGUGGAAGUCAUUCGAGAGACUGCAUGUCGGCCGGGGCAAGAAGAUCCCUUCUACAUUUUAGACUUGGGAGACAUCAUACAAAAGGUAGAAGUUUGGCGUGAUCUGAUGCCGAGGGUCAAAAUUUUCUACGCUGUGAAAUGCAACGACAACAAAACAUUACUGGAAACGAUGGCGGUCCUUGGAACCGGAUUUGACUGUGCUUCAAAGAAGGAGAUAAGGCAAGUGCUGAGUUUAGGCGUCAAUCCCUCCCGCAUCAUUUACGCGCACCCGUGCAAGUCUGAAAACGAACUCAGGUACGCUUCGAAGCUCAACGUACCCCUGAUGACCUUCGACAGCCGCGAGGAGCUGGUGCAGGUGGAGAAAUGUUACCCAAAGGCAGAGCUGGUGCUCAGAAUCCAAUGUGAUGCUCUCAAAGCCACUUACAAAUUUGGUAGCAAAUACGGAGCAUCCAUGGAGUAUACUGAGGAGCUCCUAGGCAUGGCCAAGGAUCUCGGGCUGGAUGUUGUGGGCGUGUCCUUCCACGUCGGUUCGGGAUGUCAGGAACUAGAUGUCUACAGUAGAGCCAUUGCUGAGGCUAAAAAGAUAUUCAACAAAGCUGAAGCCCUGGGGAUGAGACUGACCCUUCUGGAUAUCGGUGGUGGGUUUCCAGGGAGAAUCAGCGAUGGAAUGGAGAAAUUCGCUUCAGUCAUCAAUUCCGCUUUGGAUGAAUACUUUCCUCCACAGGACUACAAUGACCUAAAGAUAAUAGGAGAACCAGGCAGAUACAUCUCCACAUCAGCAUUUACCCUUGCCACGAGCAUCAAGGCCAAGAAAACUGUGGUGGAAGAUGGUCAAGUUGUUAAAAUGUACUACAUCAACGACGGCAUUUACUGCUCCUUUUCCGCCAACCUUUUCGAGGGAGAAAUUUACUCUCCUGUUGUCAUGAACAAGUUAACCGAAGAGGACACGGAGCAAAGAAGCGUGAUCUGGGGACCUUCCUGCUGCUCUUGUGACAUUCUGAAGAAAAACAUUUGUCUUCCCAAUCUGGAGCGCAGCGAUUGGCUCUACUGGCCUGACAUGGGGGCAUACACCCUGACCAACGCGUCACCAUUCAAUGGAUUCCCACCUCCUUUGGUUCAUGCUAUGGUAUCACCAGAAGCCUGGUCACAUUUGCGAGAACUUUCUGAGGACACCAAAAUUGGAAUCAAUCGUGAUGAUGGCUACUUGGAAAAGGGAAUGGCACAAACGGAUUGA
This is a messenger RNA of Macrobrachium nipponense, 1569 nucleotides long. RefSeq names its product ornithine decarboxylase-like. The coding region runs from base 82 to 1569 and encodes 495 amino acids. The transcript has 9 exons. NCBI's taxonomy places the organism in Eukaryota, Metazoa, Arthropoda, Malacostraca, Decapoda, Palaemonidae. Gene Ontology annotation, molecular function: ornithine decarboxylase activity. Gene Ontology annotation, cellular component: cytoplasm. The record is from RefSeq and is a predicted model, not a curated record.